This is a messenger RNA of Durusdinium trenchii, 3615 nucleotides long. The record is from the annotation of a GenBank genome assembly. Lineage: Eukaryota; Dinophyceae; Suessiales; Symbiodiniaceae.
UUUCUCUCUAUAGUCAGAUGGUUCCGGUAUGGAAGCAUGGUCUGCGUGUGGAGAUGGAGCCCCACACUGCGACGGCGGCGUUUGCCUCGGCCUUCAGCCGCUGUGGCUGCCCUGUUCGUCUGGGUCGCACUGCGCAUGUUGGGCGUCGGCUUUGUAAGUGGGCGACUUCACUCGACGUGGUCACGGACGGCACGUGCCGUCCAGUUCGAUGAUAAGAUCAACUUGCCGACUCCCAGACCGAUCCACGAUCCCUCCGAAGCAGGAGACUGGGAAGAAGGUGGUAAGGCCGCUGAAGGGCCCGACGACGGUUUGCCGCGUUGGUUUCUGGAAUUAAACGUAGCAGGAUUUGAGCCCGACCUGAAGUUCUACGGCAAAUUCAUCCAAGAGGCCGCCACUCGAGGGGACCUCCGGGCUGCGGAGCGAUGGCUUCAGAAUGCCAAGCGAGCCCAAGUCGAACCCGAUGGAGACAUUUACCGCUUCCUUUGCCUGGCGGCCUCCAAGUCCGACCUGGCGGCAGCUGCGAAGUACGGGACCAAAGCGUCCCAGUUGGGAACCCAACUUGACCAGUCCCUGCUAGCCUCGCUGCUUUCCCAGGCCGUGGACGAAAACCAACUGCCUUUGGUGGAAGCCUUCGCGUCGCUUUUGUCUCCGUCGAACGAUCCGUCGAACGUCAGCGUCUACGAGUCGGUGCUGCGGGCCGCGGCGGCGCAGCGCGACUUCCACGCGGCCGACAGGUGGCUCCGAAGGGCAGAGGAAGAACGUGUGGCUUUGGGGCUCCAGGUGGUGGUGGCAUUGAUGGAUGCUGCAGCGUGUGAAGGAAAUCUCACCAUGGCCGAGGCCUUCUUCAAGUAUGCGAAAGACAGCGGAAUUCAACAUGAGAUGGCAUCCUACAAUAUCCUCAUCAAGGCAGCGGCAGAGGCACGACUGCCCGAAGCGGGUGAGUACUGGUACUUUCAGGCCCGAAAGGAGAAUCUUCAAGCAAGCCUCAUCACGUAUACGAGCUUGAUUAGAGGCUUUGCCCGCGCGGGGGACCUUUCGGGCGCUGAAUCCUGGCUGAGACAAGCUGACGCGGAGGGACUCCAGCUCGACAUCCAAAUCUUCACGGCGGUCAUGGACGCUGCCGCGCGAAAGGGAAAUCACUCCGCAGCAGAGUAUUGGUAUCGAGAAUCGGUGGACCGUGGUGGACGCCCCAAUGUGGUGACCUUCAACACGUUGAUCUCUGCGGCCAGCCGCGCGGGGGACACCCGUUCGGCCGAGCGAUGGUUUCACACUUGUGAGGAUGCAGGGCUUGUUCCAAAUAUCAAGACCUUCAAUAUCUUGAUGAAUGCAGCAGCCAAGCGAAAUGACCUCAAUGCUACUGAGCAUUGGUUUCAAGUGGCUUUGACCAAAGGAGUCAAACCGGAUGCUGCCAUGUUGCAGACCCUACUGACCACUGUAGUUCACCAUGGUGAUGAAGUCGCGGCCUCACGCUGGUACUACACCGCGAAGAAACGCUCGGUGCAACUCAGCAGCUCAUCCGUGGGAUCUGUGGCCAUUGCGGCGGCCAGGAAGGGUCAAUUGGAGUUUGCCCGAUCGAUCGUGGAGGAUGGAUACCAGCAAAUGGGCUUAGAGUUCGACCUGAGAACAUACAUUGCAUUAGCUCAAGAGUCCUCAAAGCAAGGGCUGCUGAACGAGACACAGAGCUGGCAGAAGCUUGCGAAGAAGCAUGGCCUCCCAGAAGAUAUCGCCUUUUACGAUGCGGUGCUGACCGCCUGUGCCAAGAGUCCGUAUGUGAAGGCUUCGCAUCGAUUGGCCGUUGAAACCUUUGAACGGGCGCAACAAGCACCGGUGAAGCUUCGCUUGACCACCUUCAAUGCCAUGAUCAACGCUGUGGGACGUGAAGGGCUGCGCUUGGCGGAGCGUUGGUUUGCAAAGACCAUCGAGGCUGGGCUGCGGCCAGAUCGCGUGACCUUCACCAUCAUGGUGAGUGUGGCAGCGAAGCACAGGGAUUUACAAUCUGCUGAGGGAUGGUUUAGGGCGGCCCAAGACGCUGGCAUCAAGGCAGAUGUGGUGAUGUACAGCGCUUUGUUGGACGCUGCAGCUAAAACUGGAAAGCCAGACUUGGCAGAUGAAUGGUUCAAGGAGCUGCUAGCACAAGGCCUCAUCCCGGAUACAGUUGCUUAUACCACCUUGAUGGAAGCCCAUGCGCGGGCGGGAGAAAUGACCCGAGCACGAGGAUACUUCGCUGAGAUGGAGUCCUUCGAGCAGAAACCCACUGUGGAGAGCUAUAGUGCGAUCAUCAAUGGGUACGCACGCCUGGGCAACCUGGAGUCUGCUGCUAAGUGGUUCGGAGACAUGGAACGCAAGGGCUUGAUAGCGACAGUGAUUCAAUUCAAUCAGCUCUUGCGGGCGUGUGCAGAGUCAUCAUCUUCAGCCCCUGAUGAGAGAAAGGCCUUUGCAGAAGAGGUGGGGCCGGUCAUGACUCGGUCAGACACUCGGGCCGUUCGUUUCGGUCCCUUCAGCUUCGUGUCGUGGCCGGAGAAGCGAUUUCGCUUCGGAUUGGCGUCGAGCUUUCGUUGUUUCACGAUGUGUUGCUUUGUGAUGCGAGAGGCAUGCAGCAUGCACUGGACGAGGCAUGCUAAGCAAUGGAUGGAUCAUGUCAGGAAACGAAGGCAAAUGAUGAGGUUCAAAAAGGGGUUCGCAGGCACAGAGGGUUUGUUUCUUGCAAUCAUAUAUCUUUGGGGCACACUCAUACUCCCAAAUUUCAUGCCUUGUUGAUCUUGUUGCGUGGAUUCCCUGUGGACGGGCCAUCCAAAAAGAGGCGAAGAGUCCUGCCCAAGUAUCCCGUUCCCCCAAAGAUUUACGAAGUAGAGGGGGCAAAUGACACGCGGGAAAAACACGGUGUAAACAUUUUACAUACUCUCAGACAAGGCCCCUAUAGAAGAGGACAUAGAUGACAUAGGCAGAGCAUUUUCCUCCACAGUCCCGGGAUGAGCAUGAGAAGGAGGGCUUUGUGAUGUCUUGUUCGCUCGAUGACAUUUCCAAAGGCCCAGGCAAAUUUUUUCCAUGCCCCUUGCUACAAACAUGGUCAUCUUCGGGCCCCAUGUGUUGUUACCUGUUGUUCCUUUCUUUGUGUUUUGUGUUUUGAGCAAAGGGUGAGCCACGUCCUACACGGAAGGCCUUCCAGUAGAGGAUGAUUUAGUCUUAGAUUAUUUACCCUCCCUCCAACAAGCCAUGGAAGCUAACCAGGACCCCUUCGUAGAGAAAAGCAGUCUUCCAGGGGCGCACGCUUCAAGUCCAUGAUUGUUUCAGGGAGUGUAUAGUGUAUUUCAUUGUAUUUACAUGUAUUUAUCGUUGUAUUUCUCCACGUCAACUGCGCAGUUUCCUUUGAGGUCUUCCAGAGGAUGCUUGAACGUGGCAUCUCUCCCUCUGAUGCAACGCUGCAGGCAUUGAAGGCCGCAGGGGCCUCUCGGUUCCGGGAGAUUUAUUGACAUUCCGUGGCCGAUUGGCCGAUUGAGCGAGCCCAAAAAGCGGAGGCAGCCGGUUGAUCAAGGGUUGGUUGAGAUUCUCUGCGAUCAAUCCAAGGAGCGUGUUUUCUUUUUUCAUUUUUUUUACAAGGAGGUAAUUAUAUGAUGG